Messenger RNA from Medicago truncatula (barrel medic), 1368 nucleotides. Its product is annotated as tRNase Z TRZ1. Bases 39 to 1046 code for a protein of 335 amino acids. The transcript has 8 exons. Lineage: Eukaryota; Viridiplantae; Streptophyta; Magnoliopsida; Fabales; Fabaceae. The record is from RefSeq and is a predicted model, not a curated record.
UUAACCAUUCCUAUUUUGAACGGAGAACAAAAAAUUCAAUGUUGGUUAGGUUUAAGCAAGUAGCAUUAUCAGCAGUGAAGUUAACAAUCAGCAUUUCCGGCCACCGUAUUCUUCCCUGCAAAAAGGCAACGCCGCCGCCGCAGCAGUACCAUUCUAUUGCGUUGAUGGAGCUUAGAACUGAGAAAAGUUCAGAAACAGAGUCAAAGAAGAAAUCAAAGGGUUUGAAUAUUGAAGGAUACCAAGUUGAGGGUUUAUCAAUUGGAGGACAUGAAACUUGUGUUAUUUUUUCACACUUUAGAGUUGCUUUUGAUAUUGGUCGUUGUCCACCUCGUGCUGUUUCUAUGGAUUUUCUUUUGAUCUCUCAUGCUCAUAUGGAUCACAUUGGAGGAUUACCCAUGUAUGUUGCCACACGUGGUUUAUACCGUAUGAAGCCCCCAACAAUUAUUGUACCAAUUUCAGUAAAAGAGGAUGUAGAGAAACUCUUUGAGAUUCACAGGAAAAUGGACCAAUCUGAGCUUAAACACAACCUCGUAGGCUUGGAUGUAGGAGAAGAAUUUUCUCUGAGACAUGAUCUUAAAGUGAAAGCUUUUCGGACUUAUCAUGUAAUACCCAGCCAGGGUUAUAUACUUUACUCUGUAAAAAACAAACUUAAACCAGAAUAUAUUGGUCUUUCUAGUGACGAAAUUAAGAAAUUGAAGUUCUCUGGUGUGGAGAUAACAAACACGUUGAAAGAGCCGGAAAUUGCUUUCACAGGAGACACCAUGUCAGAUUUUAUAAUUGAUGAAAAUAACACUGAUGUCUUGCGGGCUAAAGUUCUUGUAUUGGAGUCCACCUUUGUUAACAAUGAAAUGACUGUGGAACAUGCCAGAGAUUAUGGACACACUCAUUUAUCUGAGAUAAUAAGUUAUGCUGAUAGGUUACAGAACAAAGCAAUCCUUUUGAUUCACUUUUCCGCACGUUACACAGUAGAGGAAAUUCAACAAGCUGUUGGUGCAUUGCCUCCACCAUUAGCCGGUCGUACUUUUGCACUUACUGAAGGUUUCUGAAAAUAAGUUGGAAGUUUGAUUGAACACAUAAAUGAAUGGAGUUGUUUUUUCCCUCCAUCAUCAUUGUUGGCAAAUGUGGGAAAGUGCAAUAAAAGGAUAAAUCCCCUGAUGUACUCUUGAAUUACCUAAUUUUUUUUAUUAGGCUAUCUGUAACAGUUUUCAUCUAGUAACUUUUGAUUCAUUUCAUUAGGCUAACUGUAACAGUUAAAGAAAAAUGAAAAUGCUAUUUGAAUGAUCCUUAUUCACUGAGAAAUGAAACUUGUACAUAUUGACAUGUGUCCUCUUUUACAAGGAAAAAACUCAAUAUCACCCAGGUUGUGUA